UCAAUGGGAAACAUCACUUUUAUAAAGGAUUUUGUCAUUUCUGGCUUUCCAGGACUUCAGCCUCAAUAUUAUGGCAUUGUGUCAGCAGUCUUUUUAUUUGUUUAUGUGUGUACACUGAUGGGAAAUGCUGUAUUUAUUACAUUAUUUGUAUUAUCUAAAAGCCUUCAGAAGCCUGUAUAUUACUGCAUUGUAAACCUUGCAGUGUGUGAUGUACUCUUCAGCACCACUGCAUUACCAAAGAUAAUCGACAGGUAUUGGUUUGAAGAUGGAUCCAUUUCAUUUUUGGGCUGCUUUCUUCAAAUGUUUUUUGUACAUUAUUUUACUUCGGUCACUACACAUCUGUUGUCAGUUAUGGCUAUAGAUCGCUAUGCAGCCAUAUGUUUACCACUUCGAUAUCACAGCAUUAUGACUGACAGAAAUGUUUUCAUUUUAAUUUUUGGCUCUUGGAUUUUGGGUCUGGUGUGCCCACUGAUGAUGAUCAUAAGAGCUUACCCGCUUCCUUACUGUGCAGGAAACACCAUCGUACAUUGUUACUGUGAACAUGUUGCCAUUACAACACUGGCAUGUGCUGACAGAGAAGAGUAUGGUUAUCCUGCUUUUAUUUAUGGAAUGGUAGUGCUGCUGGGUUCACUUGCUAUUAUUGUUUUCUCUUACUGUGCUAUCAUUGUAGCCGUUCUGCGUAUAUCGAGCGCUCAGGGAAGACUGAAGACUUUGUCCACCUGCAGUCCUCAGCUCAUCAUUAUUGCUUUGUUUUUCUUACCCAGAAGUUUUAAUUAUUUGUCUAGCAAUAUUAACAUAAAGUUUAGUACUGAUUUGCGAUUGGUCAUUAUAAUGUUGUAUAGCCUCUUGCCACCAAUGAUUAACCCAUUUAUUUAUUGUUUAAGAACAGAUGAGGUGAGAAAAGUCUUUCUGGCACAAUUGCAAAUAACAAAAAUAGGCGUUAAAUCAAGAAGGCCAUGA
This is a messenger RNA of Paramisgurnus dabryanus, 960 nucleotides long. RefSeq names its product olfactory receptor 4B13-like. The record is from RefSeq and is a predicted model, not a curated record. Gene Ontology annotation, molecular function: G protein-coupled receptor activity; olfactory receptor activity. Gene Ontology annotation, biological process: G protein-coupled receptor signaling pathway. Lineage: Eukaryota; Metazoa; Chordata; Actinopteri; Cypriniformes; Cobitidae. Gene Ontology annotation, cellular component: membrane.